Molecule: messenger RNA, 2485 nt
Organism: Musa acuminata AAA Group (dessert banana)
Lineage: Eukaryota; Viridiplantae; Streptophyta; Magnoliopsida; Zingiberales; Musaceae
Product: auxin response factor 7-like
Exons: 14
Coding region: 141-2108 (655 amino acids)
Biological process (GO): response to hormone; regulation of DNA-templated transcription
Cellular component (GO): nucleus
Molecular function (GO): DNA binding; protein binding
Source: RefSeq, a predicted model, not a curated record
AUUUUCCUCUUGUGAGAAGCCUUUGCGGGGUUGAUUUAGCAGAGGCCAGGGCGAGCUAGUUGUGUCUUGCCACCAUAUUCUGUAAGGUUUGUUUCUUUUUGGCUGAUUGAGCUGCUCAAGGGAAAUUCCAGCCUAUUAUCAUGGCGAUGGGGCCUCCAAAUUGUUCAGUAGGUCUAGGGUCCUCAGGUGAUGGUUUGUCUAAGGAACUAUGGCAUGCAUGUGCUGGACCUCUCGUUACUGUGCCUUGUCAAGGAGAACGGGUUUAUUACUUUCCUCAGGGUCACAUGGAACAGCUUGAAGCACCAUCAGACCAGGAGAAUGAGCAGAAGAUGCCAUUGUUUAAUCUACCCUCAAAGAUCCUAUGCAAGGUGAUUCAUGUUGACUUGCACGCUGAACCAGAUACAGAUGAAGUUUAUGCACAGAUCACACUGCUUCCCGAGAUAAAUCAGCAAGGUGAGGUUACCACCCCAGAUCCACCUCUUCCUGAGGCAGAAAGGUGUACUGUCCAUUCUUUUUGUAAGAUUCUGACAGCUUCAGACACCAGCACCCAUGGUGGGUUCUCAGUUCUUAGGCGACAUGCAGAUGAGUGCCUUCCUCCGUUGGAUAUGUCCCAGAAUCCACCUUCACAAGAAUUGGUUGCCAAAGAUCUUCAUGGAAAUGAGUGGCAUUUUCGUCAUAUAUUUCGAGGGCAUCCUAAGCGCCAUCUUCUCACAACCGGAUGGAGUGUCUUUGUUAGUGCAAAGCAAUUAGUAGCUGGUGAUGCAUUUAUCUUUUUGAGAGGCGAGAAUGGUGAAUUGCGAGUUGGUGUGAGGAGGCUUAUGAAACAACAAAAUAACAUGCCAUCAUCUGUCAUAUCUAGUCAUAGCAUGCAUGUUGGAGUUCUAGCUACUGCUGCUCACGCUUUCUCUACAGGGACUCGCUUUUCUGUUUUCUACAAACCCAGAACAAAUCGAUCUGAGUUUGUCAUCAGUGUUAACAAGUAUCUUGAAGCCAAGAAUAAAAAAAUUUCCAUGGGGAUGAGGUUUAAGAUGAGAUUUGAAGGCGAUGAGGCUCCGGAGAAAAGAUUCAGUGGUACUAUAAUUGGCAUGGGUGACACUAAGACUUCCAUAUGGGCAGAUUCAGAAUGGAGAUCCUUAAAGGUACGGUGGGAUGAACAUUCGUCCAUCAUGCGGCCAGAUAAAGUUUCACCAUGGGAAUUGGUGCCACUUGUAGCAGCUACUCAUCUAACCUCUCAACCAGUUCAGAGAAGCAAACGUGCACGACCACCAGGUUCACCUGAAUUAUGGAAAUCCCCAGAGGAAACUACACAAAAUUACUCAGUUUCUGAGACACAGUCCUCUUCAUUCUCAGCAGCAUCAAAGUUUGACACCAUUGGUUUUAGUGCAAAAACUGGAACAUCAACUGUCACCAACAGUCCCAUCUACCGGCCAAUUAGGACAUCAGCUCAAACUAAAUCCUUCUUGACAAGCAUUAAUGAGGGACCAAAUGAAACAAAGAAGGAGGCGACCAUGGGCUGCAGGCUCUUUGGGAUCCAACUAAUCGAGAGUGCUGCAACAGAAGAAAUUUCACCAGUGGUUACGAUUUCUAGCAUUGCAGAGGACCAACCGUUGACAUCUUUGAUUGUGGAUUCUGAUAGGCAAUCUCAGCCAUCAAAUGUCAACAGGUCUGAUAACCCGGCAAUUAGCAGUGAAGUUGAUAAGUCGUGCUUGAAGUCACCACAAGAGACAUAUAGCCGCCAAACAAGGAGCUGCACCAAGGUUCAUAUGCAAGGGUUUGCAGUUGGGAGGGCAGUGGACUUGACGAGACUAAAUGGAUAUGAUGAGCUUUUGCACAAACUGGAAGAGAUGUUCAGCAUUGAAAGAGAACUUACUGGUGCAGUAAAUAAGUGGGUAAUUGUCUACACAGAUGAUGAGGAUGACAUUAUGUUGGUUGGCGAUGACCCAUGGAAUGAAUUCUGCAGCAUUGUGAGGAAGAUACAUAUAUACACGUGCGAGGAGGCCAAGAGGCUGUCUCCCAAGAUUAAGCUUCCAGUCAUCCGUGGUGAUAUCAACUUCAGAGUGAAGAAAGCUUCGUCUGGUGCGGAUGACUAUAAAAACCACCCUCAUUAACCAUCUUGCGUUGCUAAUCAGGAUUGCUGGCAAUUUGACACCAAGCUUCUCACCAAGUUGGAGCACUGUCGAAUAUAGAUUUGGCUGCUGGCUCAUCAUGUGUUCAAUCUGUUCCUGGUCUGUGUAACCCUUGCCUAGGCUGGUUUUCAUUGAUUGAAAUGUUGUUUGCAUCUCCAAUGGCCACCACAGAAGAUGGAUGCUGAUGGUGUCUUAAAUAGUUAUUGACAUGGCCUUUUUUUUUAAGGCCAGUCCUAACAGCUCAUUCCAAGAUCACUUUAACCAGUAGUGAAAAGGAAAUGGGCUUUUGACUAUCAUUUGCUGAGAUAGGAACAUGCAUUUCUUCACCUCACUGUCUAUGCAGCUGCUCUUCUGUCCAA